GGUGGCGGCAUCCCAAAUGCCAAAUGGUAAAACGUGCGUCUAACAAUAGUGCCGCCGAUUAGAUUUGGCACACGCAGUGCCCGAUCAUGGCAGCGGAUGAACCAAACCGAGACCAGAGCCAAAGACGCCAAUAUAGGGCGAGGAUCACCAAGGACGCGAAUGCGGAUAGCCCGCUGCUGAUGUGUGAGUUUUGUGGCUACCGCACUAGGAUACACUGGAACCUGACGAUCCACCGAAGGCGGCACACCGGUGAAAAGCCCUUUAGUUGCGACAGCUGCCAAGCCAGCUUCGCGGCGAGAUAUCAGUUGAAGACACACUUGGAGCGACACCAGGACAUCGGUGAGCGGCGGCGGCGACACAUCUGUACUGACUGCAAUCUAGGAUUCUCCAGCUCGAGAGCUUUGUAUCACCAUCGUCCACUGCACGAGGAUGGAAAGCGGUAUAAGUGCUCCCAAUGCGACAAGUCUUUUGCCCAGGCCGCAGGAUACGCCCAGCACAAGAGGUGGCACCAGCAGAAAAGACAGCGAGCUACAGAUGUUAAGAAGAAUGUGUAGUAUCCUUGAUUGUUAUUCCAGAAAUAAAAAUUGAACCAAAA
Messenger RNA from Drosophila bipectinata, 595 nucleotides. Its product is annotated as zinc finger protein 660. NCBI's taxonomy places the organism in Eukaryota, Metazoa, Arthropoda, Insecta, Diptera, Drosophilidae. The record is from RefSeq and is a predicted model, not a curated record.